AUGGCGGACACUGUUAUCCAGCCCCAACACGAGGAGGUCAAUGCCGGAAACAUGGAACUCAAGGACAACACCGUCAUCGUUGUUCUGGGUGCCUCCGGUGAUUUGGCAAAGAAGAAGACCUUCCCGGCACUCUUCGGUCUCCACCGGAACAACUUCCUCCCAAAAAACAUCCGCAUCGUCGGCUAUGCGCGUACAAAGAUGGACCACGAGGAGUACCUCAAGCGCGUCAAGUCUUACAUCAAGACACCCACAAAGGAACUAGAGAAGCAGCUGGAGGAGUUCUGCGGCUUCUGCACAUACGUCUCCGGCCAGUAUGACCAGGACGACUCCUUCAUUGCGCUCGAGAAGCACAUGCAGGAGAUUGAGAAGGGCCGCAAGGAGACCAACAGGAUAUUCUACAUGGCCCUUCCUCCCAGCGUCUUUAUCGCAGUUUCCCAGCAUCUCAAGCGCAACUGCUACCCGAAGAACGGCAUUGCUCGCGUUAUUGUCGAGAAGCCCUUCGGUAAGGACCUGCCCAGUUCGCGCGAACUACAGCGCGCAUUGGCCCCAGAUUGGAACGAAGAUGAGCUGUACCGAAUUGACCAUUACUUGGGUAAGGAGAUGGUGAAGAACAUUCUCAUUCUCCGAUUCGGUAACGAAUUCUUCGGCGCAACCUGGAACAGGAACCACAUCGACAACGUUCAGAUUACCUUCAAGGAGCCUUUUGGAACAGAAGGACGAGGAGGUUACUUUGACGAGUUUGGCAUCAUCCGUGACGUCAUGCAGAACCAUUUGCUGCAAGUGCUUACCCUGCUCGCCAUGGAACGACCCAUCUCCUUCUCCGCCGAAGACAUCCGCGAUGAGAAGGUCCGCGUUCUCCGUGGCAUGGCCGCUAUCGAGCCAAAGAACGUCAUCAUUGGACAGUAUGGAAAGUCGCUGGACGGCCAGAAGCCAGGAUACAAGGAGGACGACACAGUGCCCAAGGAUUCCCGAUGCCCCACUUUCGCCUCUAUGGUCGCCUACAUCAAGAACGAGAGGUGGGACGGAGUGCCCUUCAUCAUGAAGGCGGGCAAGGCUCUCAACGAGCAGAAGACCGAGGUCCGCAUUCAAUUCAAGGAUGUCACAUCGGGAAUUUUCAAGGACAUUCCACGAAACGAGCUCGUGAUCCGAGUGCAGCCUAACGAGAGUGUUUAUAUCAAGAUGAACUCCAAGCUGCCCGGUCUUAGCAUGCAAACGGUCGUCACAGAGCUCGACCUUACCUACAGGCGGCGAUUCUCUGACCUCAAGAUCCCUGAGGCAUAUGAAUCGCUCAUUCUUGACGCGCUCAAGGGCGACCACUCCAACUUUGUCCGUGACGACGAACUCGACGCUAGCUGGAGGAUCUUUACACCUCUGCUGCACUACCUAGAUGACAACAAGGAGAUCAUCCCUAUGGAGUACCCAUAUGGCUCCCGCGGCCCUGCCGUAUUGGAUGACUUCACUUCUUCGUACGGAUACAAGUUCAGCGAUGCAGCAGGCUACCAAUGGCCAAUGAACGAGCAGAAGUUGUAGAAUGUCUGGGCAGGUCUACACUUGGUGCCGCUGAACAUAGGUUCUGAGGUGUUUUGAGCGGGUUUUCUCUGGCACAUGCAAGCAAGUGAAUAGAUAAUGAAUAAAUGGGCAUCUUCGCA
Messenger RNA from Pyrenophora tritici-repentis Pt-1C-BFP, 1649 nucleotides. Its product is annotated as glucose-6-phosphate 1-dehydrogenase. The record is from RefSeq and is a predicted model, not a curated record. NCBI's taxonomy places the organism in Eukaryota, Fungi, Ascomycota, Dothideomycetes, Pleosporales, Pleosporaceae. Gene Ontology annotation, biological process: glucose metabolic process; pentose-phosphate shunt, oxidative branch. Gene Ontology annotation, cellular component: cytosol. Gene Ontology annotation, molecular function: NADP binding; glucose-6-phosphate dehydrogenase activity.